This is a messenger RNA of Boeremia exigua, 465 nucleotides long. Its product is annotated as membrane-associated, eicosanoid/glutathione metabolism protein. The transcript has 2 exons. The record is from RefSeq and is a predicted model, not a curated record. Bases 1 to 465 code for a protein of 154 amino acids. NCBI's taxonomy places the organism in Eukaryota, Fungi, Ascomycota, Dothideomycetes, Pleosporales, Didymellaceae. Gene Ontology annotation, cellular component: membrane.
AUGGCUACCAAAAUCGGCCUCGGUGUUCCCAUGCCUCUCCUUGCACCCGCGACAGCAACCUGGGCCGCGCCCUUUGCAGCCUAUUAUGUUUUCCUGCAGAACCGCAUUGUGUACCACCGACUCACCACCGAGACAUUUAUGGGCGACUCGACAGACAGCACACAAGGAACCAAGGAUCCUCUUUACGUUGCGACGCGGGCGCAGCUCAACUUCGCUGAGAACGUGCCGCUUGCACUGGCCAUUGCGCUGCUUGCUGAGUUGAAUGGGGCGAACCGCACAUACCUGAACUGGGCACUUGGUACCCUGUUCGCGCUUAGAAUUAGUCACGUCGAGCUUGGACUCAUGAGACAGAACUCAAUGGGCCCUGGGCGCAUCAUAGGAUACUACGGGUCACAGGGUGUGCUUGUCGCAUUGGCUGGAUAUACUGCGUAUCUGGUGAAGGAUUUUCUACAAAUCGCUGCAUAA